CAUAACAGCGUCAAAACCAUUGUUUAUAAGUAUUUUGUUUUAAUAAAAUCACUGAAAUGGAUUAUUCAAAGUUUGGCAAUAUGAUGGAGAAGAAUCGCUUAAAAAGUUUUAAAAAGUGGCCGUUUGACGAAAGCAGUGCAUGUAGCGCAAAAAAGAUGGCCGAAGCAGGCUUUUACUGGAGCGGUAACGAUCGCGAACCAGAUACAGUUACUUGCUAUAUUUGCAAUAAAACUCUUGAUGGAUGGGAGCGAUCCGAUGACCCAUGGAAGGAGCACGCAAAGCAUGCGCCACAGUGCAGUUUCGUAAAGUGCGGACGAAAAGAGGCUGAAUUGACGGUUCAAGAAUUCAUCAAUAUAUGUAAUGUGGCGCUUAAAGCGCGUUUGGAUCAAAACUUAAACAGAACUUUAGAAGAGUUCCGAAAGUAUGCCGAAAAGGAGAAAGAAAGAAUAUUACUCGGCAAAUAAAUGGAAGCCAAAUUAAGUAUAAUAGUUUAAGGAUUAUAUAUUAAGAUUUAAUAAACAUUAAAAUAUUCGUAAUA
Messenger RNA from Bactrocera tryoni, 538 nucleotides. RefSeq names its product baculoviral IAP repeat-containing protein 5.2-B (gene Det). The transcript is spliced from 3 exons. NCBI's taxonomy places the organism in Eukaryota, Metazoa, Arthropoda, Insecta, Diptera, Tephritidae. The record is from RefSeq and is a predicted model, not a curated record. Bases 57 to 464 code for a protein of 135 amino acids.